Xyrichtys novacula (pearly razorfish) is the source of this 4857-nucleotide messenger RNA. Lineage: Eukaryota; Metazoa; Chordata; Actinopteri; Labriformes; Labridae. The record is from the annotation of a GenBank genome assembly.
ACUCCGUCAUCAUUAAGCUCAAGAAGAGUGUGGCUGACAAGUGAAAAGCCACACGUUUACGAGUGAAUUUGAUGCUGUUGGGACAAUCGUUCUUCGCCUGUUUGACUCCAUAAGAUGUCUUCACUCCUCAAGGUGGACAAUGAAAUUAAAACCAAGGUGAGGUUUGUCAUCGUUGAACCGGCGCGAAGGUUUAAACGGCGUGUUGUUGUUGCUAUUUGUAUGCUAACAUGUUAGCCACGUUUUUGUAGCAUGAUGUGAUGGCUCAGAUCAGGCCGGGCUGAUAGCAGCUAACGGCGGCCUACCGGCUUGUUUCCCGCCUGCUUCAGGACACCUGUCAAACAGUUGUUGUAUCACAGUGAAGCUGAACUCGUGAUCGGAGACAGAAAAGCUGUAUUGAAACAUUAUUUUAUGUUAUUAUACUUCAUGGUGGACCACAUGCUCUGAAAGGCCCGAGCUAACAAUUUAGCCAACUCACACCUGCGCCAUGUUACCCACUAUAACAGCUUUAAUUUGAUUUUUAUUUCAACAUCUUUUCUUAUUUCAUAUUGAUAUAACCACCAAAAAAGAAAAAAAUCUGCUUUUUUUUAACCACAUAAUUUCCUACAGGGACACAGAACAGAAAGCGAAAGAACAAAAAACCAAAGUAAAAUAAAUAAACAUAUCUGUCUACCAACAAAUAAAGAGCUCAGAAUCAGACAAGCACAUUACAAAGAAACAAAACAAGAAAACUAAGCAAACAAACAAACAAACAAAUAAGUUAAUAAAAAAUAAAAAGGCAGCAACAAUAACAUCAAUGAACUCUAUCCAAAUGUGCGUACAUAUUGGUCACACAUGUGUACACAUUAGGCCCGACCGAUUUAUCGGCGAGCCGAUCGGCCAAUUUUAGUCCGUUUGAGACUAAUCGAUAAUCGGCAAAACUCGCCGAUUUCCGCCGAUAUUUUCAGAAAUAAAAUGCAGAGAAUAAGAUACGGUUUCACUUAUGAUCAAUUUGUUUUGAGAUGACAGUGUAGUUCCAUUCUGAAGUAAUUGAACGCAAAGAAAGAGGUAGAUUAGGACUUAACCCCAGCCAAGAAGCACAGAAUCCCGGGUUGGUCUUUGAUGCUGAUUUUAACUUUAAAACUCAUGCUAGGGGGUCACUAAAACAGCCUUUUACCAUCUUAAAAACAUUGCAAAAGUACAACCGUUACUCUCUCUGAGCCAGAGACCAAUGCACGCUUUUAUAACCAGCAGGUUUGACUACUGUAAUGCUCUCCUCUCUGGUCUACCCAAAAGCACAAUAAACCAGCUACAGCUGAUCCAAAACUCUGCUGCUAGAAUUUUACUGAAUAAUAAUAAUAAUUUACUGAAAGAUUCUAGAAAAUUCUAGAAAAAUGGUUAAUUCAUAUCUCUAAGAGAGUAUGGGGAGUUGUAUGGAUCAAGAGUUCUUUUAAAUAUGAAGGGCAAUUCUUAGAUUUAUGAAGUAUUAAUGUCCCUGUUUUACUUAAAGGACCUACUGUGCUAAUCUAAUAAACAAACUCUUGAGUCUUAUGAUCCUCCUGCUCCUCUUAAGGUCCCCUGAUUGCUCAUACUUUUGAUCAUUUGCUGUAAUGGAUCUCAUAUUUUGGCUGUGUUGUAUUUGCAGGUCGAUGCUUUCAGGGAACGAAUCACUUCAGAAGUAAGUAUUGAUUUAACAUCGAUAUGUUAUGUAAACACGGGCAUACACACUGCUGUAAAUCUGUAUGAUUUCUACAAGAGAGAAAUUUUACAUGUACUUUUUUUUUUCUAGGCAGAGGAUCUAGUUGCGAAUUUUUUCCCCAAGAAGUUAUUGGAACUUGAUCACUUCCUCAAGGUAAGUUCAAUAACAGCAUAUGUGCAUCUUUUAUGGCACAUGAAAGAAAGGAAAUCCAAAGAUGAUUAUCAAAGGCAGUACAACGCUUUUUUGCAUAAAUAAAGAGCAAGAGAGUGUAAUAAAUGUAACACAAACAGACAAGCCCUGCUCUGUUCUUUGCUGCUUUGUACUAUUUUGUCCUUCUUGUGUUGUUUAUGGAGGUAAUAAAUCAACAUGUAGCUCCAAACACCAAAGUCUGCUGACACACAUUUGGCCAAAACGGAUCUACAAAUGAACAGCAGAUAUAAAACAGAAUAUUAGAGAACACCCACACUCCUUGAAUAUGUUGCUAUAGCUACAUGUGAUUGUUGGCAAAUGUAUAUUUCCACAGUGGAGACCAUGAUUUUCAAAGCAGCAUGAUAAAUGUCUUGAAUGUGUUUCUUUUUCUCUGCUUUAUUCAGGACCCUAUCAUAAACAUCAGUGAACUGAAGGAGAUCCACUCUGAGAUAAACCUCACUGUGCCAGACCCCAUCCUGCUCUCAGACCUGCAUGACGGUUUAGAGGGGGUGAGGCACUCAUUUUAGAAUUGUAGAUGAAGUUUAAAAAGAGAACUACUGAUAUGUUGAGCUGAGCAGAAUUUUUUUUUAAUUUGUUCAACAGCAAAAUGCCAAAAAGAGAAAGCUCGAGGAUGGUGGGGAGGAUAAGGGUGAGUAAACGAUGUUAAAUAGGUAAAUAAAGAGUUUGAAUGGAUCCAUAAGCAACCUUUUUAUUUAUUUACCCACCCUCCCUUGUUUUUCUCCUCUAGUGACCGGCACCAAGGUCUUUGUCAUGCCCGGUGGGAUGAUGAAGAGCAACGGAAACCUUGUGGACCUUAUUGAAAAGGUUAAACCAGAGAUCAGGACGCUCAUAGAGAAAUGUAACACAGUAAGUCAGAUUUUGACACAAACAUGUAAAGUAAAGGCUGAGAGUAUUUUUGUAACUGAGGACCCUGAAGUUUCCACAUAGUUACUGUGACUGUAGAGGCCAUAUUUUAGUUCCAUUUACCUGUGCUGAUUCUAAGCACUCUUCUUGUCUUCUGCAGGUCAAAAUGUGGGUUCAGCUGCUCAUCCCCAGGAUAGAAGAUGGAAACAACUUUGGAGUGUCCAUCCAGGAGGAGACGGUAGCUGAACUCAGAACAGUUGAAGGGGAGGCGGCAUCCUACCUGGAUCAGAUUUCAAGGUUAGUAGGAGUUUUGAUAAUACCCUGCUUCAUACACUUCGAGAUGUAAGACAGAUGCAAUGUUUUUAUAUGGUUUUAUAAAUUGGUUCUGCUUUUUUCUUUCAGAUACUACAUCACACGGGCAAAGCUGGUUUCUAAAAUAGCAAAAUAUCCACACGUGGUAAGUGAACAAUGUCCUACAAGAUUUAGAUUUCAGAAGAGGACAAAAAAAACAACAGUCAGAUGUUAAAAAUGUCAAGGCAUGUCUUUGCAUACAUGACCAGAGUUUCUGGGAUAUAUAGCAGUUUGGUCCGGGGGAGCUUAAAACAAAAACCCACAGUGACAUCUGGUGGUUUGUAAAGCUUAGAGCAGUCAUUACGGUGCAGAGCACGUCAGGAAUUUGCAAUUUUCUUUAGUGCCGUGAAUAUGGGCUGAGAUUUGUGCCACUACAAACUGAAAUUGAAUAAUAAUGUUGAAUUUGAAAAGCAUGAUUAAAAAUUGAAAUUAAUGUUUUGAAACUUAAUUCAUUUGACAGACCGUAGAUGUGAAUCUGUGCUCAAAUUCAGCAAAAUAAUCUAUUAUUUUCGGUUUCCAGCGGCACAAAUCUCAGUCCAUAUGUGACGAACUGCAACUUUAAUUGUUGCAAACUUCUUUGCUGUAGAAUUUUUUUUUAUCAGUGGUUUUUCUGAAUUUUUUUAAGGCCUCUAAAUCUAUUUUUGUCUGCAUAUGAAGUUUGCUCUGACUUUGCCACUAGUUUUAAGGCCUAUAGAUUGCUUUUGAUGGGUUACAUUUAAAGAAAAUCUGUGAAAGGAAAAAAAAAGUUUUGUCCACUUUUUUUAAUGUUCAGUGUAAUAUAAACAGAGAUGGAUAUAAAUGUCAAUGUGGACUUGUUUCAGGAGGACUAUCGGCGCACAGUCACUGAGAUUGAUGAGAAGGAAUACAUCAGUCUGAAGAUCAUAGUUUCGGAGCUUCGAAAUCAAUAUGUGAGUAAAGAUCUUCAUUUUUCAUUUUUCUUUUAGUAUAAUCCUUUUUCUUGAGAGUAGCUUUUUCCACUUUUCUACACAAUCACCUAAUCUUUUUAUCUUUUUUCUAUAAAGGUUACGUUACACGACAUGAUCCUGAAGAACAUCGAGAAGAUCAAGAGGCCACGAAGCAGUAAUGCUGACGCGUUGUACUGAUGUUCAUCCACUCAUCGUUGUCUCCACCUCCCAUUUCUACCACCCCUCUCGUCCCUCCCUCCAUCAUGCCAUGUCAAGCUGCAGUAGCCUUGUCCCGGUCCACAGGACUACAACUAGACAUUCACACUCUUCAGUACAAUCAACCCAGCCCAGUACAGAAACGGAACUAGCUUUCAUAGAUGGACACAGUGCACGUUUUUGUUUUAAUUGUAAAAUAUUUGACUUGUUUUAAAUCCUUUGACGACAUAAAUAUUCUCUCGGAAAGUGGGGAAAUAGCCCAUAGAAAACAUAAAGCGCUAUGUAUUUUUUAAUUUUAAUUAAACAUCUUGUCCUCAUCUUUGUGAAAUCGCCUCAUUUAUAGCUCUUAAAGUGGUUUCUUUCAUGCUUCUCUGAUUGUUUGUUUGUUUUUAUUCUCUUAGUCUUGUAAAUAAGACUUUUUUUUUUUUUUGCAGCUGGAGGUUCACUUCAAAGAUACACAACACAGAUGCCGUUUCAUGGUUUCGUUCUUUGUCUUUGAAAUGUUAUAGCUUUUGCAGUGUAGUUUUACCAAAUUCUGGAGAUUAAGCAGGUUUAAGGUUUUCAGGCUUAUUGUUUUCAGUGAAAAUUCAUAAGUCACCAAAGCAUCUUUGAUGUAGAGGCAUGUAUCUAUUGAAUAAAACUUUUUUUGAUAAGAGA